AUGUCUGUACACCCGCUCCUCUCUCUCCCCUCUCCAGGGUACGGAGCCGCAGCGCCCAAGACUCAGGCCGGUAAAAUCUUCUGCGUCCUAUACGGCCUCAUCGGAUGCUCAUCCGGAAUCCUCUUCUUCAACCUCUUCCUCGAGCGGAUCAUCACCCUUCUGGCCUACAUCAUGAGGGCGCGCCACGAGCGCAAGGAGCGCAAGAAGGCGGAGGCUGCGGCCAAGAAGGGGUUGGUAACGAGCCAACGACGCGCGUCGACGAACUCCAUCGACGACGAGUCGGACCUGGACGCUUGGAAGCCGUCGGUGUACUGGGUCAUGUUCUACCUCACCGUCUCCUCCAUCGUGGUGGCCUUCCUCGGCGCCGUCAUGUUCAUGGAGAUCGAGGAGUGGAACUACAUUGACUCCCUGUACUUCUGCUUCGUGUCCUUCGCUACUAUCGGCUUCGGCGACAUGGUCUCCGCACAGGAACCGAACGCGUUCUACGGGAGCGGGCUGUACGCCUACCGCUUCUUUAACUUCGUCGUGUUGGUGGUGGGAUGCUGCUGCAUCUACUCUCUCUUCAACGUUAUCUCCAUCAUUGUCAAGCAGUUCCUUAACUUUAUUAUCAAGAAAACUGCGGCGUGUUACGACGGGGAAGACGGGAUGCCCACACCUCGCAGGAACGUCAUCUCCCCGUCGGCCGGACAGAAGCAGCCCAUCAAGCGUCUGGACAAAGACAUGGUCGCUGUCUACCGGUCAGAAGGCGAGAGGAAGUUGUCCGGGGAGAUGGUCUCCAUGCGGGAGUACAUCUCCACCAACAAGAUUCCGAAGAAAUCCGUGAAGACCGCUGAAGAGGUGUCCCUCGCAGUGAUGCAGAAACAGCUCUACGAGACAGCACAGAUGGGCCGUGGGCAAAGCUCCUUGCCACAUCAACGCUCCGGCCAAGAGGAAGCAUUCACGCCAGGACAAGUGGGGCCUCUAGCAAUCGCUUCGUCAAGGCUGUCCGAGAGUCUCUCCUAGCCGAGCCUCACGCCAUCCACAACAGCCUGCCUGAUCCGUCGUCGUAGCUGAUGCGUCCAUGCCUGCCAGUCUAGCUUGUACAGACGCCUGUUUAUCUGGCCAGCAUGUUUCUCUGUCGUCAUUCCAAAUGUCUCUUUUUUCCAGCUAAUUAAUUUUGUAUUCUAUGUAUUCCACCCUUCACUUUCCCUGUUGUGUCUGCCGACUACUUCAGACUCACACACACACACACACACACACACACACACACACACACACACACACACACACACACACACACACACACACACACACACACACACACACUCACACACUCACUCACU
This is a messenger RNA of Procambarus clarkii (red swamp crayfish), 1322 nucleotides long. NCBI's taxonomy places the organism in Eukaryota, Metazoa, Arthropoda, Malacostraca, Decapoda, Cambaridae. The record is from RefSeq and is a predicted model, not a curated record.